Messenger RNA from Venustampulla echinocandica, 612 nucleotides. RefSeq lists its product as uncharacterized. Gene Ontology annotation, molecular function: hydrolase activity. Lineage: Eukaryota; Fungi; Ascomycota; Leotiomycetes; Helotiales; Pleuroascaceae. The transcript is spliced from 3 exons. The coding region runs from base 1 to 612 and encodes 203 amino acids. The record is from RefSeq and is a predicted model, not a curated record.
AUGGCGAGUCAAGCAAGGGCAUUUUCUUGCACUUUCAUGGCGGUGGAUUCAUUAUCGGGUCGCAGAAGCAGUAGCUCUAAUAACGCCUUGAGGCGAUAUGCAAACCAGUGUCAACUUACAGCGAUUUCGGCCGGCUAUUGUCUCGCUCCAGAAGAUGCUCAUCCUGCCGGACUAGAGGCCUAUUUUGAUGCAGCAGCAUAUUUUGUCGACCUUGGACAAGCAGAGUACAGUGCCAAGUUGCUAUUCAUCGAAGACAAAUUAGUGCUUAAUCUGGAAGCUCUCAAUCAGUUCAAGGACGCCUAUGUUCCAGGCAAAGACAUUGCUGAACGACGACAUCCUCUAGUGUCCCCGCCGUACGAAGGUAUGCAGGCAUUGGCGCAAGCAAGCAAGUCUCUUCCACCGGCACUUCUCAUGUGUAGGACGGAAGAUCCGCUGCCGGGUGACACGUUGUUGAUGAGCAUGAAGUGGCUGAUAACGGGGAACGAGGCAAUUGUGAAAAUUCACCCUGGUUCUUCACAUGACUUCUUCGCAUUCGCCGGCGUCAAAGUCGCAGAUGGAGGUGUCGCGACAGUUAUCGAGUUCCUCCAGGAAAAGCUUCAAAUUGCAAGAUGA